Molecule: messenger RNA, 8558 nt
Organism: Gryllus bimaculatus (two-spotted cricket)
Lineage: Eukaryota; Metazoa; Arthropoda; Insecta; Orthoptera; Gryllidae
Source: the annotation of a GenBank genome assembly
UGUUUCAUUUAAUUACACAAAAUAAAGAGUUUUUGCAAUUUGAAUUGCCACAACUCCCGCGCACUCGUCCAUCGGUACAUGUAAUUCCGCGUGCGCAUGCGCCUGCCAGUCGAUACUUCGUUUCUCCAAGGUGCUGAAGCGGCGGCGACUCGGUAGUUCUUGGAUAAUGCUAUUUUAUCACUACUAAAAGUGAUUAUUGUCUUUUUGGUGGCUCUUAUUUAUUAAAGGUUGACAAACAUAACUCAUCAAGGCUUAAAUGGCGUCAGAUGAAGUCGAAGAGGACGCCUUUGCCGGCGGUGAAGAAGAGGUAGCAGAAGAAGGGUCAGCGAAUGUCUCUCGACCAGAGGGCACGACUGAAGAAAAUUCUCCAGAAUCUGAAGAAGGACCCCCGGGAGGAGAAGACGAUGAUGAUUAUGAACCAGAAGAUGGGCGAAAUAAAAGAAAAAAGGGUAAGAAAAGAAAAGCAAAAAGUGAAGACAAAAAAGGAAAAAAGAAAAAGAAGAAGAAAAAAGCAGAAAGUGGAGAGGAAAGUGAUUUUGGUUUUGAUGAAGAGGCUGGAGGAAAUGACUCAGAUUACGCAGGCAGUAAGAAGUCAAGGAAAUCUCGAGGCCAAAAACACACUAAUUCAACACCACCUCCUCCUCCUCCUCCUCCAGUUCAAGAUUCAAACUCAGGAAUGCCUACAGUGACAGAAGUUUGUGAUACUUUUGGUCUUCAGGAUGUUGAUGUUGAGUAUACUGAAGCCGAUUUCCAAAAUUUAACUACCUACAAGUUGUUUCAACAGCAUGUCCGGCCAUUAUUGGCUAAGGAGAAUCCAAAGGUACCAAUGUCGAAAUUAAUGAUGUUGGUUGCGGCAAAGUGGAGAGACUUUACGAACAUUAACCCAAAUGCUGAACAAGAAACCGAGAGUGUGUCUGAAGAGAGUUUCAGUAGGAAGGGAAGUCGCUCAAGACCCAGUAAAGAGGCAUCAAAAGCUGAGGGUGAAGGAGCUGCUGAAGAAGAAGAUGAUGAAGAUAGAGAAGAAAAGAGCAAGAAAAAGAGAGGAAGUAGGAGUAAGAAGGCAAGUAAGAAGAAUCCAAAAGUUCCAGCUUUGAAGAUAAAGCUGGGCAAACGAAAGCGUGGAAGUUCAGAGGAAGAGGGAGAAGCUAGUGGAGGAACAGAUCGUGACUCUGAUGCAGAAUUUGAGCAAAUGCUUCAGGAGGCCGAAGAAGCCUCGAAGACUCCAGAUGAACCUGGUGAAGAGGAACAAGAGAGUGGUAGUGGAGAAGCAGCUUCAACAAGUCAGACUCCUGCUCCUCGCCGUAAAGCAAAGACCAAAAUUGGUAAUAAAAGCAAGAAGAAAAAGAAAACUAAAACUACAGCGAAGUUCCCUGGUGGUGAAGGCGAAGAUGGUUACGAGACCGACCACCAGGAUUAUUGCGAAGUAUGUCAACAAGGGGGAGAGAUUAUCUUGUGUGACACAUGCCCUCGAGCAUACCAUUUGGUGUGUUUGGAGCCUGAACUGGAAGAGACUCCUGAAGGCAAGUGGUCUUGUCCGCACUGUGAAGGCGAAGGCAUACCUGAACAAGAUGACGAUGAACACAUGGAAUUUUGCAGAGUUUGUAAGGAUGGAGGAGAACUGCUCUGUUGCGAUUCCUGCCCUUCAGCAUACCACACUUUCUGUCUGAAUCCACCCCUCACAGACAUACCUGAUGGAGACUGGAAAUGUCCCAGAUGUUCAGCAAAGGCCUUACCUGGUAAGGUAGCUAAAAUUUUGACUUGGCGAUGGGCUGAGAAGAAAGAUCAGGAGCCAGAGAAGCCAUCAGAAGAACCGUCAACCAGCAAAAAGCCUCCAAAAUCUCCUAAGCCUCAGCGAGAAUUUUUUGUUAAAUGGCAUGAAAAAUCAUACUGGCAUUGCUCAUGGGUGUCAGAACUUCAGAUGGAUGUAUUCCACCCUCUUAUGAUUCGAAAUUACAUGCGUAAGUAUGACAUGGACGAGCCUCCAAAAUUAGAGGAACCUCUAGAUGACUUAGAUCAUCGCAUGAAGAGAAUUAAAGAAGCCAAUGCUGAUGACAUGGCACUUGAGGAGAAAUUUUACAGGUAUGGAAUUAAACCAGAAUGGAUGAUAGUCCAUAGAGUUAUUAAUCACAGAGUGAUGAGAGAUGGUAGAACAUUGUACCUUGUGAAGUGGAGAGAUUUGUCUUAUGAUCAAGCAACCUGGGAAGAUGAAAAUACUGAAAUUUUGGGGUUGAAACAGUCCAUUGAAUAUUAUAUGGAUUUACGGGCGUCUUGCAAUGCAGAAGGAAUGACAAGUAAAAAAGGAAAGAAAGGAAAAGGGAAAAAGACAAAAACAAAAGAGCUGCAAGAAGAAGAAGGAAACGACAAAAUCCCUCGGCGCUAUACUCCUCCUCCUGAGAAACCUCUCACAGACUUAAAAAAGAAAUUAGAUAGGCAGCCUGAUUACAUUGACCAGACUGGUAUGCAGCUUCACCCAUACCAGUUAGAAGGAUUAAAUUGGUUGCGAUAUUCGUGGGGGCAGGGAAUAGACACCAUUCUUGCAGAUGAAAUGGGUCUGGGAAAGACUAUUCAGACCAUCACAUUUUUGUAUUCUUUAUAUAAGGAAGGACAUUGUAAAGGACCUUUCUUGUUAAGUGUACCUCUUUCAACGAUUAUUAACUGGGAACGAGAAUUUGAAACUUGGGCCCCUGAUUUUUAUGUAGUGACAUAUGUAGGAGACAAAGAUUCUCGUGCAGUGAUCAGGGAAAAUGAAUUAUCAUUUGAAGAAGGAGCAGUCAGAGGGGGCAGAGCAUCAAAAAUUCGCUCUUCAUCUAUUAAAUUCAAUGUUUUGCUCACAAGUUACGAGUUAAUUUGUAUUGAUGCAGCAUGUUUAGGGUCUAUUGAUUGGGCUGUUCUAGUUGUAGAUGAAGCCCACAGACUGAAGAGCAAUCAGUCCAAGUUCUUCCGGAUUUUGGCAUCAUACAAUAUUCAGUACAAACUACUAUUGACUGGAACACCUCUUCAAAAUAACCUAGAGGAAUUGUUUCAUCUCCUUAAUUUCCUUUGUAAAGAGAAAUUUAAUGAUUUAUCUGCUUUCCAAAAUGAAUUUGCUGACAUCUCGAAAGAAGAGCAGGUGAAAAAGUUACAUGAAAUGUUAGGUCCUCAUAUGUUGCGACGAUUAAAGGCUGAUGUCUUAAAGAACAUGCCAUCAAAAUCUGAAUUCAUUGUUCGUGUUGAACUUUCACCAAUGCAAAAGAAAUACUAUAAAUUCAUUCUCACUAGGAACUUUGAAGCCCUAAAUCCAAAAGGUGGUGGCCAACAGGUGUCAUUAUUGAACAUCAUGAUGGAUCUGAAGAAAUGUUGCAAUCAUCCUUACCUUUUUCCGGCCGCUGCCCAAGAAGCUCCAACUACUGCUAGUGGCUCUUACGAAGCAAGUGCUUUAACAAAGGCGUCUGGGAAAUUAGUGUUGUUGUCUACUAUGCUGCGGAAGUUGAAAGAACAAGGGCACAGAGUACUCAUAUUUUCACAAAUGACAAAAAUGUUGGACAUUUUGGAAGAUUAUUUGGAGGGAGAGGGCUACAAGUAUGAACGGAUUGAUGGUAAUAUUACCGGGUCUGUGAGACAAGAAGCCAUUGAUAGAUUUAAUGCUCCUGGGGCUCAACAAUUUGUGUUCUUACUUUCCACAAGAGCUGGUGGUUUAGGUAUCAAUUUAGCUACUGCUGAUACUGUUAUUAUCUAUGAUUCUGAUUGGAAUCCUCACAAUGAUAUUCAAGCAUUUUCAAGAGCUCAUCGUAUUGGACAGGCCAAUAAAGUCAUGAUUUAUCGGUUUGUCACUCGUAACUCUGUAGAAGAAAGAGUAACUCAGGUGGCAAAAAGAAAAAUGAUGUUGACUCAUUUAGUUGUGCGCCCUGGAAUGGGUGGACGUGGAGCAACGUUUUCAAAACAGGAACUUGAUGAUAUUUUACGAUUUGGUACUGAAGAACUUUUCAAGGAAGAAGAAGGAAAGGAAGAUGAAGCUAUUCAUUAUGAUGAUAAAGCUAUUGAUGAAUUAUUGGAUAGAUCGAAGGAGGGUAUUGAACAGAAAGAGAAUUGGGCCAACGAAUAUCUAUCUUCAUUCAAAGUUGCCAGUUAUGUUACCAAAGAAGGAGAAGAUGAAGAAGAAGCGACAGAGAUUAUCAAACAAGAAGCGGAGAACACUGAUCCUGCAUACUGGGUUAAAUUAUUACGGCAUCAUUAUGAACAACAACAGGAAGACAUGGCACGCACACUUGGCAAAGGCAAGAGAGUGCGCAAGCAGGUUAAUUACAAUGAUGGAAACGAAGGAAGAGAUGAUGCAACGUGGCAAGAAAACUUAUCAGACUACAAUUCAGACUUCUCCGCCCCAUCAGAUGAUGACAAAGAGGACGAUGAUUUUGAUGAAAAGACUGAUGGUGUUGAUCCUGGAAGGCGAAGCAGAAGGCGGAUGGAAAGAAAGGAUGAGAAGGAUCGACCUCUACCGCCGCUUCUGGCGCGAGUGGGAGGAAAUAUUGAAGUUCUGGGUUUCAAUGCUCGUCAGAGAAAGGCAUUUCUCAACGCUAUUAUGCGUUAUGGUAUGCCACCUCAAGAUGCUUUUAACUCUCAGUGGUUGGUGCGUGACUUAAGAGGAAAAUCUGAGAAAAACUUCAAGGCAUAUGUUUCUUUAUUUAUGCGACAUCUUUGUGAACCUGGUGCAGAUAAUGCAGAGACGUUUGCCGAUGGGGUUCCAAGAGAAGGUUUAAGUCGACAACAUGUUUUGACACGGAUUGGUGUCAUGUCCUUAAUAAGAAAGAAGGUUCAAGAAUUUGAACAUAUCAAUGGCUAUUAUAGUAUGCCUGAACUCAUUCGCAAACCUGUGGAACCUGUGAAAUUAGUUGGCAGUGGGGAAGCCGGAGAACGUAGUGCUACCACUAGCACAAGUGCCACACCGGCAACGAGUGCUGCAGCCAGCCCAGCUCCAACAUUGAAUAUGUACUGUAUUUAUAUCUACAUUCGAUUGAUAUUUUUAUUUUUAGAAAAUAUGAAUUCCAGUCAUUCUGUUUCUGUUAUAGCUAUGAUAUUUUCACCAAAUGUUUGUAAUGAUACAAAUCACAUAUAUAAUAAGAAAAUAAUUAAUGAAAAUUCUUCUGUGGAAGAUCUUAGUACAAACAAGGAUGAUGUUACAAAAGAAAAAGAGCCUGUAAAAGAAGAAGGAAAAGACACACCACCAACAGAAAUUAAAAAAGAGGAAACUGAAGUUAAACCUGAAGAAGAGGAGAAGAAAGAAGACAGUACUCCAAGUACAUCUGCAGCGGUCAAAGAGGAAGUAAUUGAAGAGAAAGAAAAGUCUGAAGAAAAGAAAGAGCCUGCAGAGAGUGAAGAGAAGAAACCAACAGAAGAACAGCCCAAGGAAAAUGGAGAAGAAAAGACUGAGAGCAAAAUUAAAACUGAAAGUGAGGAAAAGCCUAAGGAAGAUGAAACAUCAACAACUGCUGCAGCAAGUUCUACUUCUACCACUCCUGCUGCUGGGACAUCGAAAAAAGAUGAUGAUGAUGUUGUGGUUGUAAAAGAUGAAUCAAGUGAAGAAAAGAAAGAGGAUAAGAAAGAUGGUAUAAAGGAGGAAAAGAAAGACGAAAAGUCAGAAGAAGUGAAGAUCAUUGAUGAUAUAAUGGAUAAACAGAAACGGAAGUUUAUGUUCAAUAUUGCUGAUGGAGGUUUUACAGAAUUACAUACCUUAUGGCUGAAUGAAGAGAAAGCUGCUGUACCUGGUCGUGAAUAUGAAAUUUGGCACAGGAGGCAUGAUUACUGGCUUCUGGCUGGUAUUGUGACUCAUGGUUAUGGUCGCUGGCAAGAUAUUCAAAAUGAUAUUAGGUUUGCAAUAAUAAAUGAACCAUUUAAAAUGGAUGUAGGGAAAGGAAAUUUCCUAGAAAUCAAAAACAAAUUUCUUGCGAGAAGAUUCAAGCUUCUUGAACAAGCUCUGGUCAUUGAGGAACAACUACGUCGAGCAGCUUACUUGAAUCUUACCCAAGACCCAAACCAUCCAGCAAUGUCUCUCAAUGCUAGGUUUGCAGAGGUGGAAUGUCUUGCAGAAUCACACCAGCAUCUAUCUAAGGAGAGUCUGGCUGGCAAUAAGCCUGCAAAUGCUGUUUUGCACAAGGUUUUAAACCAGUUGGAGGAGCUGCUGUCGGACAUGAAGUCGGAUGUGAGCCGGUUGCCGGCCACCCUGGCGCGCAUCCCCCCCGUGGCCCAGCGGCUCCAGAUGUCAGAGCGCUCCAUUCUGUCUCGCCUAGCAGCCACAACUACUACUGGGAGCACCCCGACCACCCCCACCACCUCCCAGCAGGGUCCCGCUGCUUUAUUGAAUAGUCAAUUCCCAGGCAGUUUCCCAGGUGGCCAACUCCCUGCCGCCUUUGGCGGCGCAAAUUUUGCCAACUUCCGACCUCAAUAUUCUGUCCCUGGUCAGCCAACACAAGGAUUUCCUGAAAAAAAUUGUGCUCACUUAAACCAUCACCUCAGUGAAUUGAAUCACCAUCUGAGAGGAAAUCCUGUGAAAAUGUGUGGUUGUGCAAGACAGAUCUGGAAGAGGUUUUCAGAAUGGGAUUUUUUUGUAAAUGUAAAAAAACUAUUGCCUCUUAGCAUUGAUGCAAGUCAGUAUUAUAUAUUCCAUAUUGACAUGAAGUAUUUAAUGUUGUGCGGAAGUGGCACUGUUUUGCAAAUGUUUGAAAUGUUUGUUCAUUUUAAAUCCUUGCAAAAUACUAGCGAGCGAGCCAACUAUGUCAACAGCCCGCACGUCAUCGCCAUGGUGGGGCUGCCCGCCCGUGGCAAGACCUACAUCUCGAAGAAGCUGUCUCGCUACUUGAACUGGAUCGGCAUCAACACGAAAGAUACCGGGCACUCUGGAUGAAAAAUUUAAGCGGAAGAAUCUGGCCACCAUUGUGAAAGUGGAUGUGAAGGACAAGUCUUGAUGAAAGCUCCCAGAAUUAGCCUGGCCAUCAAUUGGGACUGCCAGGGAUACAAAGGGAAUGGGGAUGUGAUUAUCUGGUGCUAUUUGAAUCAGUAAGAACAUUCAGCACGAAAUGUUCCAUGGGAACAGUAUCGCUUGAAGAGAGUAUGUCUUGUCAAUUUUACACUUCUUUGUCGAGAAAAAAGUUUUGGAUUUCCUAUAAUUACAGUGGAAGAACAUUUAUUAUAGUUUUAUGUUUUUGACAUCACAUGUUUGAAAUAGAUGCAAUUUUUAAUUUUAAUUCUUUGAGAUAGUAAAAUUCAAUAUAUAAAAUGGAACAAAAAUUGACCAUUGUAAAAUUUCAGUCAAUAACAAUGUUUGUAUUAUUGUUUGGUAAAUUUGUAAUAAUGUUUCCAAUUCCCUUUGUAUUCAUGGUAGUUUGCAUAUAAAGACAUUUUAAGUUGUUCCUGUACAGUUAAUGUGCACUUUUGUUUAUUAGAUUUUGCCAAGUUUUUUUGGCCUCAAUUAUGUAUAUUGCUAGAAGGUAGUGGGAAAAGUAUAAAAAAAUUGAAUUCUGCUGGAAUAAUACUUUAGUUUGUUUGUAAUUUAGAAAAUUAUUGAUAACUAUCAGUAUAAUUUGCUGUUACAACAUGGAAUGAAUGUGCUUCUCUGUGAUCCCAUCCCAGUGCAUUCUGUGGGUAUAUUAAAAGUGGUUGCUAAUUGCAUGUAUUCUUAACCAUUACAGUUUGGCAGAUAGUGACAGUUGAUGUUCUCAUAAAUGAGACCCAAGUUAGGUCUCAAGUAUUUCAUAGGGUGUCACGCAUUUAUAAUCAUGUGUGUUUUCCUUCCCAUUAAAAGAUAAAUUACGAUAUAAAAAUGACAAUUAAAUGUGAAUUAACAUAGUAUAUCAAAUUAGGUGUUGUCAAUACAAGAAUCAUGAUUGUCUGUCACUUUAAACACGAUGAUAAUUGUUAUCAUUACAUCUGCUUAGUGAUCAUGAUGACAUUUGAAAAUAAUUGUCACCUGAUGUAAAAUAUGUGUCUUUUGCAACCCACAUGCCAAUACUCGUAUCAGAACCUGGUGAUGUACUUUAUUAUUGCUGUAGUAAAAAAAUGUUUAGGGUACUGAAAUAACUUCCUAUUCAUCUACAUGUGAAUGUCAGUAUAUUGUUGUUUUGCAGUGAAGAUGUUUGAUUCUGUUAAAGACAUUUAAUGUUUAGAAAUUUGAUUUAUGAAGUAGAAAUCAUAUAGUAAGAGAUUCUACUUAGUCUAUGUGUUAUUAUCAUUAAAAUUUUUCUUUACAACAUAUUUUGUAUGGUCUUUAGAAUGUGGUGUGAACCCAAAAUUAUUUUCUGUGGGUUUUUUCAAUUUUAUUUUUCUGAUAAUAAAUAAUUUUAUCAUAUUUAAUAUUGGUAUGUAAGAAAAUUUAGGAGGUUAAAGAAUUGUGAAAGGAAAAUAUUUAAUAUUACCUUCUCUGUGGAAAAAAGGAUGUUGCAUGCAAAUGUUCAGAUUGUAUCUGCAACAUUUGAAUUGUUGAUAGAAAUGUGUGCAUGUCAAGAAUAUUAAAUGUGUCUGCCUACUCUUAUAAUUACAUGUUAACUGUAAUGCUCUAAAUGUGAAUUAUAGAUUUAUAUUUGUUAAAGAAC